Molecule: messenger RNA, 1383 nt
Organism: Aspergillus oryzae RIB40
Lineage: Eukaryota; Fungi; Ascomycota; Eurotiomycetes; Eurotiales; Aspergillaceae
Exons: 5
Coding region: 1-1383 (460 amino acids)
Source: RefSeq, a predicted model, not a curated record
AUGGCCGCGACUAGGACUUCGACGCGCCAAGCUGCACAGAAGGCGAAAGAAGCCAUAUCAGCCGGUCCCGACACGAAGAGCAAGGGUGGAGCGGGCGCAAAGCGUAAGGAAGCUGCGCAUAAAGGUCCCGAGCCGAAGAGGAGCAAGAAGGAUGACAAGAAGGCUGCGCGGGAUGAAGACAAGAAGGUGGAGGAGCGAAAGGAAGAUGCGGAAAAGCAUGUAAAGGAAAAGAAGGAGGAGCAUGGUGAACAAGAAGCAGAGGGAGAGAAGGCUCAGCCGGUUGAGGAGCAAGUAGAGGGAGAGAAGGCUCAGUCGAAUGAGAAACCAGAAGUGGAAGAGAAGGGUCAACAGAAUGAGGAGCCAGCGGAGGGCAAGAAGGAAGAGCCUGGAGAAGAGCAAGCAGUGGGGCCAAAAGAAGAACAGAAAGAUGAGCAAGUAGAGGAAAGCAAGGAAGAGCACGGGAAUGACAAAAAAGAUUCACAGGAAUCAAAGACUGAACAGGCAAAAUCUGCCGACGACCAAGAGAAGCCCGCUGCGGAUGGGGUCGAAUCUGGGAUCCAAAAAUCGAAGGAAAGAGAGGAAGCCGUUCCUUCGAAUAUACUCGAGAAAGGCGUGAUCUAUUUCUUUUACCGACCCCGUGUUAACGUGUCCGAACCAAAUAGGGCCCCCCUGGAUCAAACGCAGGGGUCUUUAGAAGCUGGCGCGAAGUGUCGGCUGAUGCUAUUGCCCAAAAAGAAGUUUCCAACGAGCGGGAGAGAGAGAGACAUGGGUUUCGUCGAGAAGGCUGGACAGACGAUGAAAGAGCUCCAGGAGAACUUCAUUGCCGGUGAGAAAUAUGAAACCUCGACUCGCGGCGAACGCACUGUGCCGGAAGCCAAGCCGUAUGCAGAAGGCGUCUAUGCGAUUACAUCCACCAAGCGAGCCUCGCACCUGGCGUACAUUUUGACUAUCCCCGGGGAGAUUGGCCCUCUCCAGGAAGACUUUGGUCUUCACGCGCGCGGCAGCUGGAUUGUGCAGUCGAAGAACCCGAAGUAUCCCGGCCCUUCCUCUGCGCAACUCCCAAAGGACCCUGAGUACCCUGAAAGUGUCCGCGAAAAGUUUCAGGAUUACCGCUGGGCGCCAUUGAUACCUGAGUUCAUCGACUAUCCGAACGCCCAGUUCCUAAUGAUCGGUGAAGCUACAGAUGAUCUGGGAAAGGCUGCUACAGCCGAGUCUGACGGCAAGCGGUCUGAGGAGGUGCAGCCUGGGGAGGAAUUGGAGAAGUUGGAGGGCGAGAAUGAGGAGAGAGUUGACUCAUUGAAAGGUGAUGAUGCUGUAUACAAAGAUCUGGGGCUGGAUGCGGGCAAGUAUCCUAAGGUGCCAACGACUUGGGCAAGUCAGUAG